AUGUGGGACCAACCAGCUUUAGAUAUUGCCCACCAACGACUUCCCGAUGCAGAUACUCCAAUAGCCAACCUAAAAGAAGAAGGCAUCACCAUCCCUAGGGUUUCAUCAGGCACGUUUCCUGUACCAAGUAAUUUACCACAACAGCAGCAGCAUGCAAUGACUGCAACAUCCACGCAGUCAAAAAUGACUGCCAAGGCAGGCAGUAUAUUAGCAGGUUUACAUGCUAAAGAUUCGGUCGCGUCUUUCAAAUCUACUUCUGCCCCUGGUUCUGCUCCAGGCACUCCGCCUCGAUCUGACGGCAUACCAUUUCUCGCGAACGCAAUGGCCUCGCAGUUUGAAAAAAAAUCUGGAUUGGCCGAACAUAAUGCCGUACAUAUGAAUGAAUCACCCAACUUUUUGUUGAAAGGAAUCAAAAAUCAAUAUGUGAAUCAAAAAUCAGCCAGUAAAAUCGACAGUUCGUAUCUGGAAAGCCAUAAAGUAAAAACUCAAGAUUCUGCUACGUUAUCAUUUACUGAUAUUUCUACUGCUGCACCAAAUAUCCCGGCAUCUGCAUCCUUCAGCAGCUUUGCACCUGAUACCUCCUUUUCUAAUACUGCCUCGGGAUUUCAAAGUGCCUUGGGUUUGAGCAAACAGGCUGCACAUUCCAGUUCAACAACAAGUGUGAACCCACAACGGCUAAUUGAAUCCGGAAAGUUGAAAACAAUUACUUGGUCCGAUCUUGCUGUCUGUUUGCGUAUGGCAGAGGCUAGAUCUAUAUCAAACGCGAACCAACCGCUUAGUUCUACGCCAGAAAUCUGUAUUCCUGAUGCAUCUAAUGAAUGGACACAGCCUGCUAUUCCUCUACUGAUUGAUAUGCGCUCUCAUUCAGAAAAUGAAAAGAUAAGCAUAAAAAACUCUGUUCAUGCAAGCUUUCCAGCGCUUCUAAUUAAACGCUUUAAACGAUUGGCAGUAUCCAACUUUAAUCUCAGCAAUUUUUUAACUAGCAAUGACUCGUGCGAGAUUUAUGCCAAGUGGCGGCAAGCAGUACUUGACAAUCGAGACAAGAAUGUGCGAUGUGUUGUUAUUAUAUAUGAUCAAUACAUGUCCACAUUAAAUACGGAUAGUGAGGCGUGGGCUUUUGCAAGUGUUUUAGCAGAGAGUAUGUCGGCUGAUUUGAUCAAGUACCGCCCCACACAAAACUCAACAGCUACCGCUUCUACCGAUUUUUCAGUAGAGAAUGCUGACAAUACAAUAACUGAAGAUCAAUCCAACAAAGUGGUGAUUGAAGUUGCCUAUAUGGCUGGUGGUAUGUCCGCCUUCCUGAACCAUCCAGAAACUCGAUAUUUUUUAAAAUGUGGUAAAUCCGACCAAAUGUCUAGCCAGGUGCAAGAUUUAAAUAUAUCAGCAACACCAAAUAUAUCUGAUGUAGCUUCAUACCAUCCGGAGGUGCAUUCCAAACGACUGUCUCUUUCCAUUGGAAAGGAUACCAACAACAACUUCAACGCUUCUCGUAGUCAAAAUAAGCCACGAUUGGCAUUGAAAAAUAAGGGCAUUCCUGAAGUGGAACCUUUGUCAUCUUUAUUGUCAAAUUCGUCGACAAUGUCAAAAACUGCUAGUUCAAAUGGUAGUGGAAUCAUUUUGACUAAAAAAGAGCGUCCCCCACUUACUCUGGAUUUAGCCAGCUCCAGCAAAAACAAUUCUUUUCCAAACAAGUCGAAUCUAGCUAUAGAUAUAGCUCCCGCAUCUCCAAUUGUAAAAAAUGGUUUUGACGGACAAUCAUGUUCAGACCUACCCAAGAUACAAUCGUAUGAGACUGAUAUGGAUGUUGACACGUCUUUGACGGAUGUAUCUACAAAAUACGAUUCAACAGAUCGGCUUAGAAAAUACUCUGAUCAAGAUACAAUAAAUCAGCAAAGUGAUUCGCCCAUGACAUCACCCAACGAUAAUGCCGCGCCAUCUAACCCAUACUCAGUUGUUACUCCAAACAUUAUUCUAGGCUCUGAUGAGCUACCACUCUGCUCAAACGCAGUAGAACAACUUUCUGCUUUGGGGGUGACGCAUAUUUUAAAUAUGGCGGCAGAGAUUAAAAAUUCACCAGCUGUGGUCGAGUCGGCACGAUUUAGUAUCAAAUGGCUUCCAGUGCUUGACAACACGGAGCAAGAUAUGGAUGGUCCUCUAGCCGAGGCAAUUGAGUUUAUCUCCAAUGCAAUCAACACCAACCCAAAAGCUGUGGUAUUUGUCCAUUGUAAGGCUGGUCGAUCACGCUCAGUUAGUGUAGUCAUUGGAUACUUGGUAACAACAGCUAAAUAUACUCUUAAAAGUGCUUAUGAAAUGGUUCGAAAGAUACGCAAAGGUGUGAGUCCCAAUCUUGGUUUUAUGGCUGCACUAGUCAAUGUGGAAAGAGAUGUAUAUGGAGAAAACUCGCAAAUUGCUCAACUCUAUGACUAAAGCUAAAUGUUGCAAUUCUAGAAUGGAUUGGUUUUCAAACCUUUCAAUUAUUUUUUCAUGGUUUAUACUGCUUGUAUAAGCCUGCGUCAAUAAACGAUUUGAUAAUAAAGUAUAGGUUUUAGAGA
Batrachochytrium dendrobatidis JAM81 is the source of this 2552-nucleotide messenger RNA. RefSeq lists its product as uncharacterized. Gene Ontology annotation, molecular function: protein tyrosine/threonine phosphatase activity; MAP kinase tyrosine phosphatase activity; MAP kinase tyrosine/serine/threonine phosphatase activity. Gene Ontology annotation, biological process: negative regulation of MAPK cascade; protein dephosphorylation. NCBI's taxonomy places the organism in Eukaryota, Fungi, Chytridiomycota, Chytridiomycetes, Rhizophydiales. The transcript is spliced from 2 exons. Gene Ontology annotation, cellular component: cytoplasm. The coding region runs from base 1 to 2427 and encodes 808 amino acids. The record is from RefSeq and is a predicted model, not a curated record.